Molecule: messenger RNA, 2539 nt
Organism: Tigriopus californicus
Lineage: Eukaryota; Metazoa; Arthropoda; Copepoda; Harpacticoida; Harpacticidae
Product: integrin beta-PS-like
Exons: 1
Coding region: 6-2375 (789 amino acids)
Biological process (GO): cell adhesion mediated by integrin; cell-matrix adhesion; integrin-mediated signaling pathway
Cellular component (GO): cell surface; integrin complex; focal adhesion
Molecular function (GO): integrin binding
Source: RefSeq, a predicted model, not a curated record
GCAUAAUGACCUCUUGGCUGGUCUUGAUAUCGGUUCUGAGUUUAGCCGUGAUCGGUGUUGUGGCGGGUGUGCCGGCGGAAUGCCAGCGGUUUACCUCUUGCGGAGAAUGUAUGUCAAAUUUCGAUUGUGCGUGGUGCUUAGACAACACGACGUCCGCCUCUAUCACUUCCCAACGAUGUAUCUCGAUGCAGGAGAGGGAGGAGACAUGUCAAAACUUCGAGUAUUCUCAAAGUUCAUUCGAGAUCUUGUCCCAGCUGGCGGUGGGCUCACAAUUGAAUGACGAGGAGCACACCCUCAUCUCCCCGCAGAAAGCCACCGUCUAUCUACGACCGGGCGACAAAUUGCCGCAAACGAUUCCGAUCAAGGCGGCCCAACUGAAGGAAUACCCCAUCGACGUGUACGUGCUUAUGGACUUGUCGUUGUCCAUGAAUGAAUCUCGGAAGACCUUUGCUCUAGAGGCCGUAAACGUGAUCAAGGAAUUCCAGAAGAUCACCAGCAAUCUGCUCCUCGGGUUCGGCAGCUUUGUGGACAAGGAUCUUUCACCUUUUAGUAGCACGCAGGACACCAUGGUGUGUCCGGAUCAGCAGGAUAAGUGCAUGAGACCUUACGGGUUCCACAAUCAAAUCUCCUUGAAGAAUUUGACGGCCGACGAAUUCAAGAACAAGCUUUUGAAUGCCAACCUGGCGGGAAACAUCGACGAGCCCGAGGGCAGUUUGGACGCCCUGAUGCAAGUGCUGACCUGCACCCAGGAGAUUAAGUGGCGCUACCGCUCCAGGAAGAUGGUGGUACUCGUGACAGAUCGGGAUUUCCAUUUCGCCGCUGAUGGACGCUUGUUGGGGAUCCUGGAACGCAAUGACGGCCAAUGCCACUUGGACGAACAAGGCUUUUACUCGGAGUCCAAAAACCAGGAUUACCCCUCUCUAUCGCAGGUGGGUGAAAAGGUCUAUGAUGGCGAGUUCAAUCUCAUCGCCGCCGUCAUUCCCAAGUACACCCACAUUUGGCAAGCUCUGGAGCAAGUUGUGCCCAACAUGUAUGUGGUGGCAUUGGAGAAGGACGCUGCCAAUAUCGUUGACAUUGUCGCCACUUACACUGAGCGGGUCUCGCGGAAAAUCCAGCUUUUGGUUUCGGACGACUUCCACGAUCUGGGCCUGUCCAUCGAGAUCUACUCCGAGUGUUUGGGAUCCGAGCUCAGACCAGUGCGCGAAUGCGAUGACAUUCCUUUGGACACGGUGGUGGACUUUGAAGUUCGAUUCCGCGCCUCCAAAUGCCUCCCUGAGCCCAAGACCAUCACCCUCUCCAUGUCCGGAUUCUUGCAGACUUUGGAAAUCAAGGUCCAAACUCAAUGCAGUUGCCCGUGUCAAAACGAAUCUCCUCCCGAGGCCAAUGAGCAAUGCAACAAUCAUGGCAAGUUCGAAUGUGGCGGUUGUCAAUGUGAGAGCGAGUACAUCGGCAACACUUGCCAAUGCAAAAAGGAUGUCGACAAUGACGAUGAGUCCCGGAAAGAGUGUGUGGAUCCUCUGGGGCCGAAGGAUUUGAUUUGCAAUGGUCGCGGGACCUGCAAAUGCGGCGUUUGCGUGGAUUGCUACCAAAGCUACGACAGUUUCUGCCAAUGUCGAGACGACGACUGCCAGAAGACGGAGAGCGGCCUCUGUGAUGGACAUGGCCAAUGUCAAUGUGGGACUUGCAGCUGCAAUGCCGGUUGGAGUGGCGACGAUUGCUCCUGCAGCCAAAGCACCUAUGGCUGCGUGUCCCCGUACAAUCAAGAGAUCUGCUCGGGUCAGGGCCGAUGCCGAUGCAAUCGAUGCGAUUGUAUCCAACAAGACACCGGGGCGUACACCGGAAGCUUCUGCCAAUUGGCGCCAGACGAGACGUUUCCAUGCGAGGUGCUGACGAAUUGCGUGGAAUGUCUGGCAUUUCAAACUGGCGAUCGUGCCGCGAAUGAUUGCGAUUCAUGUGGCCACAUCAGUCUCCAGAACCAAACUGAAACCUACACGGAACAAACUGUUUGCACCGGAUUGGAUUGGGAAAAUUGCGAGUUUAAGUUUUCAUACGAAAACGGCGGGGAAAUGAGCCCGGUGGCCGCUUUCUUGCUCUUAUAUCCUAAUGGGGAACGACGGAUGUGUCCACUUAGAGUGGACUUGGCCAUCGCCGGUGGGGUUUUCGUCGCUGGGUUGGUGCUGUUGGGGCUAGCAUUCAUUUGUUGCUACAAAUGCUAUCUUGUCUUUGACGAUAGACGACAAUAUGCCAAAUUCUCCAAAGAAGCGGAGCAACUCCGAUACGCCGGGAAUCAAAAUGCCAACGAUGUGUACCGUUCACCGAUCACCAUCUACAAGAAUCCCAUGCAUGGCCGCGAAAUCCCCAGUAUGAGGACUUAACUGUCCAUGAUGGGAAUGAAAAAGAAUAUCUUAAAACAAUCAAGCUCACCAUCAUCAAUCAAUGAAUGAAAGUAUGAAUGACAAUGUGGGUGGAAUUGCCUUUGUAAAAAAAGGUGACGUGUAUUUCUAAAAUACACAAAAUAUCCUUGUUGUUUUUUUUUAAA